Messenger RNA from Paecilomyces variotii, 821 nucleotides. RefSeq names its product ubiquitin-protein ligase. The coding region runs from base 139 to 588 and encodes 149 amino acids. Lineage: Eukaryota; Fungi; Ascomycota; Eurotiomycetes; Eurotiales; Thermoascaceae. The transcript has 4 exons. Gene Ontology annotation, molecular function: ubiquitin conjugating enzyme activity. The record is from RefSeq and is a predicted model, not a curated record. Gene Ontology annotation, biological process: DNA damage tolerance; protein K63-linked ubiquitination. Gene Ontology annotation, cellular component: nucleus.
CACUGCUUCUCUUGCAGAGUGGGGACAAAAUCCGCAGCUUCGGAAGGGAAGAACUUGUUGCUUUAUUGUAAAGCAACAUUCGCUGUCUUAACAGCUUAUUCGUUCUAAGCUGUUUGAACCGUCCUUUAUACCGACAAAAUGGCCUUGCCAAAGAGAAUAGUGAAGGAGACGGAACGCCUAAUGGCGGAACCGGUCCCUGGAAUCAAUGCUGUGCCUCAUGAAGAUAAUCUGCGAUAUUUCGACGUCACGAUCCAUGGACCCGCGCAGUCUCCUUACGAAGGAGGUAUCUUUAGGCUUGAGCUGUUUUUGCCAGACGACUACCCUAUGACUCCUCCCAAGAUCCGCUUCCUUACGAAGAUCUAUCAUCCCAACAUUGACCGACUCGGUAGAAUCUGCUUGGAUGUGCUGAAGAACAACUGGUCACCGGCUUUGCAGAUCCGCACUAUCCUCCUUUCUAUCCAGGCUCUGCUUGGAGCUCCUAACCCAGAUGAUCCUCUCGCAAAUGACGUUGCCCAGCGUUGGAAGGAAGACGAGCCUGCAGCCAUUCAGACUGCUAGGGAGUGGACGAGGACGCACGCUAUGACCUAGAGCCCAGACUAUUGUUCUUCUUAAACCAGUCGCGACUACUAGAAACAUAUCGACGACCUCUGAUGUGAUCACGAAAACAACCAAGACCUAUCCGGUUCCAAUUAAGUGAAAGACAUUUCCUCAGCGCCUUCUGAACCAUUCUACUUUCUAUCUACAUACUUUGCUACGCUUUUAGAGUUAUCGAGUACGCCAUAUGGAUGGUCAUCUUUUUUUGCUGUGGGACGGGGCGGUGU